AUGUCAAAACGUAUAUAUGUGAGUGGCUGGGAUAAGCACAAAAAAAAAAUGAAACAACAGAACGAAAACAAUAUUGCAGCAAAUGUUAUGAAAUCGUGGAUUAAAAAAUCAGUUGUAUCCAACACUUCAGAUGCUGUUGAAAAUGAUCCACAAAAUGAAAUUAUAAAAGAGAAUGAUAGUUCAGAAGUUAUAUCCAACACUUCAGAUGCUGUUGAAAAUGAUCCACAAAAUGAAAUUAUAAAAGAGAAUGAUAGUUCAGAAGAUUUUGGAGGCCUAAAUUUAACUUUGAAGUAUCCAACUGAUCGUGGACAUUUUGAAGGUGAAGUAUGCACAUCAUUAAAAAAGAGUAUUUUGUUAUUCGGACAAUGCAAACCAUCAAUCAAAUUUCCUAGAAACCAUGUUAAUAGAUGUUUUUCUACUGGUUAUUACUAUAUAACAACUAAAACAGGUAUCAAAAUUCCACGGCAAUGGUUAUGUUAUUCUUUAAUAUUAGAUAAAGCAUAUUGUGAGUUUUGUUGGCUUUUUGCUAACCGGCAAUAUGAGCAUUUUAAAUAUGAAUGGAUUUCUGGCGUUGACGACUGGCAACAUUUAUCACAACAAAUUUCUAAACAUGAAAAUUCUAUUCAACAUAUAAAUGCAACAGAAAUUAGAAGAUAUUGGGAAAAAAAUAAAACAUUAGAUACAGAUUUAGAGAAACAAAUAUCUGAAGAAGCAGAGUAUUGGAGGAAUGUUCUUCGUCGAGUUAUUCAUGUAAUUUUAACUCUUACAUCUGGUAAUACUGCCCUCCGAGGAAACGAAGGGAAGAAAGGUAAUCUUCAAGAAAUUGAAGGUGACUUUAUGCGUACUAUUAGAUUACUUGCAAAAUUUGAUCCUUUUGUUCAUAAUUUAUUAAAUGAUUCAAAAAAACAUGUAAAAUACUUAAGUUGGAAAAUUCAAGACGAGCUUAUAGAAAUUUUAGCAUCAGAUGUACGUAAUAGUAUAUGUGAUGAGGUUAAAAAGUGUUCUUGGUUUUCAAUUAUACUUGAUUCUACCCAAGAUAUAACUAAAAUUGAUCAAGUGAGCGUGAUUAUUAGGUAUGUCUUUGUUGAAUAUGAAAAUCACACAUUAGAUAUAAGGGAAUCUUUUUUAGGAUUUUUUGCAUUACAAAAUCAUGGUUCAUCUGAUUAUGCUGAACUGUUGCUAAAAAUACUGACUAAGUUUGGUUUAGAUAUAAAAAAAUGUCGUGAUCAGGGUUAUGACGGCGCUUCUGUAAUGAGUGGUGCCCAUUUUGGAGUACAAAAACGAAUUAUUAAUAUUGUGCCUACAGCUCUUUACGUCCAUUGUUGUGCACAUAAUUUAAACCUAGUAAUUUCUGAUGCUGCUAAAACUUCACAAAAGAUUGUUUCAUUUUUUAGUAUAGUGCAAGAUGUUUUUAAUUUCUUUGGGUCUAGUGCACCAAGAUGGGAAGCAAGGCAUGAUGCAGUAUUCAGUUUACAAGAGAGGUUCAUAGAUGUUGUUAAGUGCUUAACUAAAAUAUCAUUAACUACCAAGAAAACAGAUGAAAGAAACUCAAGUUUAACUUUAAAAAAAAAAAUCUUAAAUGUUGUAUCAAAAUUAUUACAAGGAGUUAAUUAUUCCAUUGAGAUGGCUUCUACACUUAUGAAUCAAUCAAUUACUCAAAUCAAUGAAUUAAGGAACAAUUAUGAUGGGAUAUUAAGUAAAUCAAAAGAAUUAUGUGCUAAAUGGAACAUAACAGUGCCAUUCCAUUUAGUACGUAAACAAUUUGCAAAUAAAAGGUUUGAUGAUUUUGAUGGUGACUUUCGACUUGAUAUUAAUGAAGAAAAUUUUAAAAUAAAAGUAUUUUUACCUGUGUUGGAUACUAUACUGUUCCAAUUACAUAGUCGAUUUGAAGGAAUGGUUACUAUAUUACAUAUUACAAAAAUUGAUAAAACUAUUGUAUCGGAACUUAAGACCAUACAGAAUUUGGCUUUUUAUAUAAUUGAUAUGGAUUUAUCAACAAGUUUUCCUGAUGUUUUAGCUGCAUGUCUUAUAUUUUUAACCAUUCCUGUUACGGUAGCAUCUGCAGAAAGGAGUUUUUCUAAGCUUAAAUUAAUUAAAAAUUAUUUGCGCAAUUCCAUAGGUCAAGAACGGCUAUGUGGAAUUUCUAUACUAAACAUAGAAAGAAGAAGAACUUCAGAUAUAGAUAUAGAGAAAAUAAUUGACAACUUCGCAUAUGCAAAAGCGAGAAAAAAACAAUUCUUUUAA
Metopolophium dirhodum (rose-grain aphid) is the source of this 2244-nucleotide messenger RNA. Its product is annotated as zinc finger MYM-type protein 1-like. NCBI's taxonomy places the organism in Eukaryota, Metazoa, Arthropoda, Insecta, Hemiptera, Aphididae. Bases 1 to 2244 code for a protein of 747 amino acids. Gene Ontology annotation, molecular function: protein dimerization activity. The record is from RefSeq and is a predicted model, not a curated record. The transcript has 7 exons.